UUGCUGACGAAAUAAAGUGUUGAGUGUGCUUUGAAAUUCAGCUUAAGCUAGCUCAAACAGAUUGUUGCACUAGUAUUAUUUGCUAUGACUGCUUGUUCCUAUUUAAGAGGCAAGCUCAACGGAAGAAGAAAUAAGUCAAAGCUAUGAUGUCCAAUGUGCAGGAAGACACCUCUGGUGGCAAGAAAAUGAAAAUUUGCAAUGAAGCUUGUCAAAAAUUGUAUUAAAACCUGCCAAUUCUGUAAUGAAUACCAGAGCAUCCUUUCAGAUGUGGAUAAGCAUCAGAGAGAUUGAGAGAAAAACCCUAACAAGCACGAGGCGCUUACUCUGAAUGAUGCAGACGACGAAAACAAAUUUCUCUCGAAUUUUGGAAAUGAUAUAAAUGAUAGCAACAAUUUUGAUGAGAAAGAAGAGCACAAGGAUGAUGAAAGUGAGGAAUCUGAAUCAGAAGAAUCUGAAGACCUUAAGGCUCCUAAGAAGGAGCUUGAAGCUCCAGCUACCGAAUACACCAAUGGUGACUCUGAUGAAGAGGAAGAGGAGGAAGAAGAGAAAGAAUAUCAUGAAGAGCAUAAUCCAGCUGAAAUGCGAACGACCAAGGUUGAGGUACUACAAAAAUCAUCCCAAAAUUCGUUGCCAAGAGGCUCAGAAGCAGUUGAUUUGAUAGAUGAUAGUCUGAGAAUUCUUCCUCAUUUCCACAAGCAUGAUUUGCACAAGAUGAGUGUGUAUGAUAAACCAAGCUACUGGAUAUGAGGAGGGUAUUUCACAGAGAUUGGAUGCCUUAAUACAUUUAAUUGUCAAUUCAAAAACAUUGAUUAUGAGUUCCCUCAUUACCAAUGCCAUGAUUGUGAAUUUCAAGUAUGCCUAGAAUGAGCUGAUUACUACUCUCAGAGUCCCAACAAGGUAAAGUUCAUACACAGGACAUACAACCCGGUGUUCCACCAGCAUCCAGUGAAGCUUGAUCUUGGAUCUGAAACAAAAAGUUGGGUUUGAAGUGGAAUGAACCUCCCUAACAAAUGCCUCAGUACUACAAAUGAUAAGCCACUUACAGAUAAAAAAUAGAUGGAAAUGACCUACCUGCAAAGUUAUGCUGUGCUACAAAUGUAUUAAAAGAAGCGAUAUAGAAGAUUCAGCUACUUGAGCAUCCAUACAUCAGCACCAAUUAUUCAAAGGAAAGUUCGAUAAAUUUUUCCUCGAAGAAGAGAUUAUUGUAUGCGAUGCAGGAAAUAUCUUUUUGGGAACUCAUCACGAGAUUAAUCAUGAUCACCACGUCCUAAGAUGUGCACUUUGAAACUUUAAUUGAUGUCAGGAAUGAUACAAUAUUUUAUCUGAAAGUUUCCAAGAGGAAUCGAAGGUGGGGCUAGAAUCUGAAAUGAUCAACGAGAGUAUUGCGAGUUUAAAGAGUGACCAAGUAGUUUACAUUAAGACCCAUCCGCAUCCCUUAUUCCAAGUGAUUGACAGCAGUCUUCUUUGUGAUCAUGUCCAGACUGGAAGAUGCAAAUCUCUUGAAAAUAACUUAGAAAUGUCCAAACCUGCUUAUCUAAAAUGAGUGAAGACAAACUGAAAGUUCCAGUUAUGAGCACUUUGAGCCAGUUCCGAUUUUAAGAAGGUGAAAUCUGUAAAGAAAGGAGGGACCUGUCAUAUAUUUUAGUACCUCAAAAUGUCCGAAAA
Moneuplotes crassus is the source of this 1665-nucleotide messenger RNA. Lineage: Eukaryota; Ciliophora; Spirotrichea; Euplotida; Euplotidae. The record is from the annotation of a GenBank genome assembly.